AUUCCACUCGCCACCGUCUUUCGUGCCGUCCAAGAUGAGACCCUAGAGCUUAAAGCCGCACAAGCUCGGAAUCCGAACCCUACACCAGCUUUCCCACAGGAGCCAUCCCGCCGCGUUCCCUCCCUCCCCGCGACUCGCCGCCGUCACCCCCACGAGCGCCUGGCCCCUAGGGUUCCUUCGCCGCCGCAGGAGGAAGAAGACGAGGGGAAUACAUCGCGAUGGCGGGUAGGCUCCUCGCGAAUCUGAUCGUCAUGGGCGGAACCGUGGUCGGCAGGGCCGUCCUCCAGGCUUAUCGCCAGGCCAUCGUCAAUGCAAACAAAACUGGAGCUGCCCAGGAAGCUAUAAAUGGUAUUAGAAGGGUUAACAAGGCCAUGACAGAGCAAGAAGCCCGGCAGAUACUAGGUAUCAGUGAACAAUCGACUUGGGAAGAGAUUGUUCAGAAGUAUGACACAAUGUUUGAGAGGAAUGCCAAGAAUGGGAGCUUCUAUCUCCAGUCAAAGGUUCAUCGUGCCAAAGAAUGUCUGGAAGCUGCAUAUCAUAGGCCUGAUGUAACAAACUGAGACUGAGUAGACGCCUAGCUUCCAUUUGAAGCAUUAUGUCUAACUAUUUGCUGAUGCGGCUAAAGAUCAUCAUUCUGUUUUUGAGUUAUGUUGGGUGCAUCAGAUUGAUUGGUUGUAACGGGAAGCAGCUUUACUGGACUCAAAAUAUGUUCAACAAAGAUACGAAAUUUUGGCCUA
Messenger RNA from Phragmites australis (common reed), 737 nucleotides. Its product is annotated as mitochondrial import inner membrane translocase subunit PAM16 like 2-like. The transcript is spliced from 4 exons. Bases 219 to 560 code for a protein of 113 amino acids. Gene Ontology annotation, cellular component: TIM23 mitochondrial import inner membrane translocase complex. The record is from RefSeq and is a predicted model, not a curated record. NCBI's taxonomy places the organism in Eukaryota, Viridiplantae, Streptophyta, Magnoliopsida, Poales, Poaceae. Gene Ontology annotation, biological process: protein import into mitochondrial matrix.